Pichia kudriavzevii is the source of this 1248-nucleotide messenger RNA. RefSeq lists its product as uncharacterized. Lineage: Eukaryota; Fungi; Ascomycota; Pichiomycetes; Pichiales; Pichiaceae. The record is from RefSeq and is a predicted model, not a curated record. Gene Ontology annotation, molecular function: ATP binding; succinate-CoA ligase (ADP-forming) activity; metal ion binding. Gene Ontology annotation, biological process: tricarboxylic acid cycle; succinyl-CoA metabolic process. The transcript has a single exon. The coding region runs from base 1 to 1248 and encodes 415 amino acids. Gene Ontology annotation, cellular component: mitochondrion; succinate-CoA ligase complex.
AUGUUUUCCACCCAUCUAGCAAAGAAACUCCUUUCACGGAGAAGCGUGCAACAGGUUAGACACCUCUCCAUCCAUGAAUACAGAUCUGCUGCGCUUCUCAAGUCGUACGGCGUUGGAGUCCCUCGUGGCGAGGCUGCCAGAAGUCCAGAAGAGGCGUACAAGGCAGCCAAGGACCUGAACACUAACGAAAUGGUACUCAAGGCCCAGGCAUUGACUGGUGGUAGAGGUAAGGGCCAUUUCGACAAUGGUCUCCAGUCCGGUGUUCGUUUAGUUGAGACUCCUGAAGAAGUCAAGGAACUCUCUGCGAAGAUGCUUGGCCAUAAGUUGAUCACCAAACAAACCGGUGAAGCAGGUAAGAUUGUCACUGCAGUCUAUGUCGUUGAAAGAAAGUAUGCAUUAACCGAGGCUUAUUUGUCGAUCGUUAUGGAUAGAAAGAACCAAUCUACAAUGAUUAUUGCAUCUGCUCAAGGUGGUAUGGAUAUCGAAGGAGUAGCAAAGAAGGAUCCUAAUGCCAUCAAGAAGUACUCAGUCGAUUUAGAAGCUGGUGUAUCGGAUGACUUGGCCUUUGAAAUUGCUUCUCAAUUGGGUUUCACAAAGGAUGCAAUUCCUCAAGGUGCUAAAACUAUUCAAACAUUAUACCAAAUUUUCAAGGAUAAAGAUGCAACUCAAAUUGAAAUUAACCCAUUAACUGAAACUAAACAACAUGAAGUUAUGUGCAUGGAUGCAAAAUUCAAUUUCGAUGAUAAUGCAGCCUUUAGACAACAGGAAGUUUUCUCUUGGAGAGAUGUCACUCAAGAAGAUCCUGAUGAAGUUGUUGCCUCUAAAUAUGGCUUGAACUUUAUUAAAUUGAAUGGUAAUGUUGGUUGCUUGGUUAAUGGUGCAGGUUUGGCUAUGGCAACUAUGGAUGUCGUCAAAUUAUACGGUGGUGAACCAGCCAACUUUUUGGACGUUGGUGGUGCUGCAACUCCAGAAACCAUUGAAAAGGCCUUUGAAUUGAUCAUCACUGAGAAAAAUGUCUCUGCCAUUUUUGUCAAUAUCUUUGGUGGUAUUGUUAGAUGUGACUAUGUUGCAGAUGGUUUGAUCCAAGCUACUAAGAACUUGGGCUUGAAAAUCCCUGUUGUUGUUAGAUUACAAGGUACAAACUUUGAAAUCGCUAAGGACAUGAUCAACAAAUCCGGUUUGAAGUUGUACGUUGAAGAAGAUCUUGAUGAAGCUGCAAAGAAGGCCGUCGAAUUGGGCGGUAAAUAA